AUGUAUAUAGCUUCACGACUACUGAGGCUGAACAAGGACCAGAGUAAAGACGUCACCCGGCCUAAUGUGUCUCGUGGUGGUAACUAUGCCAUUAUCCGUCCUCUUAUAAACGACCAGGCUCACGUCCUUGUCGCCGGGGAACAUGGCCGUCACGCCGUCGCCGAGAGGGUUAGAGAUGGAGCGGCGCAGAUAUCACGGGACCCCGUUGCCGCCCUUGCCGCGCGCCUCGGCCGUGGCGGUGACGCAUUGGCGGAGGAGGAUGAUGAUCGAGGCCACAUCGAAGCCCUUUCGGCCCAGGCGCGCGGCGAGGACGCUCAGUGCCAGGAGGCCGACCUCGGUCGCGAGAGCCAUGGUGAGGGCCUCGAGUUCUGA
Messenger RNA from Colletotrichum higginsianum IMI 349063, 372 nucleotides. RefSeq lists its product as uncharacterized. Bases 1 to 372 code for a protein of 123 amino acids. The record is from RefSeq and is a predicted model, not a curated record. NCBI's taxonomy places the organism in Eukaryota, Fungi, Ascomycota, Sordariomycetes, Glomerellales, Glomerellaceae. The transcript is spliced from 2 exons.